AUGGCCUUCGGAACGAUCGUCACGUUGGCCCUCCUCCCCGUCCUCAUCUUCGCCCUGUGGCAUCUCACCUCGACGAUGCUCCCGCCCAUGCCUGCCCUCCUCCGCAACAAGCGCAUCAUUCUGCUCAUUGCCCACCCGGACGACGAGUCCAUGUUCUUCUCCCCGGCUCUGCAGGCCCUCACGCACCCCUCUCUCCAAAACCACCUGAAGCUCCUGUGCAUGAGCACGGGCGACAGCGACGGUCUGGGCGAGACGCGGAAACUGGAACUGGAAAAGGCGGCCAUGACACUGGGGCUGAGGCGGAAGGAGGACGUCUUCGUGCUCAACGACGAGCGGUUCAGAGACGGCAUGAAGGAGGACUGGAAGCCUGAGGACAUCGCGCUCGUGCUGGCCAGUGCAUUUGCGCCGCACCUGAACUCGCCGUGCGCGCCAGCGACCCCUGCGACCACCGCCGCAUCGGAUUCGGACAAGGAGAAGGACAAGGACCGACGCAAAUCCAAAGCCACGCCAUUGAAACAUACCAAAUCCUCCUCGCGGUCACCCAUCGCGACCCCGCCAGCAGUUCCGGCGCAAAAGGAGGCGGAGGGGCCCCGCGCCACAAUUGACGUGCUCAUCACCUUCGACAAGGGCGGGAUUUCAGGCCACCCCAACCACAUCGCACUGUACCACGGGGCGGCCUUGUUCCUGCAGAAAAUCAUGAAGGGCCAUUCGGGCUACGCGUGUCCGGUCACGUUGUACACGCUGCCCUCGAUCAACAUUGUCCGCAAAUACUCGUUCGUCCUGGACGCCAUCCCCACACUCCUGAUGGGCAUCUACGAGAGCAUAUUCGGCAACCUGUUCGGGAUGACGAAGGAGAAAGGCAAGACCGCCACGGGGCCCAAAGGCGCCGCGGACCGGGUCAUGUUCGUGAACGACAUCUUCCGGUACUGGAAGGCACGCGAGGCCAUGAUCCACGGCCACAAAUCCCAGAUGGUCUGGUUUCGAUGGGGCUGGAUCGGGUUGGGCAGGUAUAUGGUGGUGAACGAUCUACGGAGGGAGCGAGUCGUUGCCGGCUGA
Fonsecaea erecta is the source of this 1056-nucleotide messenger RNA. RefSeq lists its product as hypothetical. Gene Ontology annotation, cellular component: endoplasmic reticulum. NCBI's taxonomy places the organism in Eukaryota, Fungi, Ascomycota, Eurotiomycetes, Chaetothyriales, Herpotrichiellaceae. Gene Ontology annotation, molecular function: N-acetylglucosaminylphosphatidylinositol deacetylase activity. The record is from RefSeq and is a predicted model, not a curated record. Gene Ontology annotation, biological process: GPI anchor biosynthetic process. The coding region runs from base 1 to 1056 and encodes 351 amino acids. The transcript has a single exon.